GCGACAACAGCAUUCCCCAAAAUGGAGAUAGGCUCGGGAAGAUACGGCCUGUCCUUGAUCACAUACUAAAAUCCAUUGGUGCAGCCUAUCAUCCCGAAGAAGAUCUUGCGGUCGACGAAAGCCUGAUGAAGUUUCGCGGUCGGCUGUCUUACGUUCAGUUCAAUCCUUCGAAACGAGCAAGAUUUGGAUUGAAAUUCUACAAACUGUGUGAGUCAUCCAGUGGUUACUGCCUGAAUUUCUCAAUUUAUACUGGAAAAAGUGAGAAAACACCAGCAACUGAUGGGCUAUUGUGCAGUGAGGCCGUUGUUCUUGACCUCGUUGGAAAACACUUACCUGAUUGCCACACGAUAUAUAUGGACAACUGGUAUUCUUCACCGAUACUGUUUCGUCGCCUUAAAGAAUCUGGUUCGAAUGCAGUGGGUACAGUUCGUCUACACCGUAAGAACAUGCCAGAUGAAUUCAAGAAACUCAAGAUGAAAAAAGGUGAAUGCAAAGCUCUCUUUGCACGAGGCAUCAUGGCUCUGACAUGGCAAGAUAAAAAGCAAGUAACUAUGCUCUCUACCUUGCACAAUGCAGCUAAUGUGACCGAUUCAGGAAAGAAGGGUCGCCAGAACGGCUUGCCAGUUUUGAAACCGCAAGUUGUACUUGAUUACAACCGAGGCAUGGGAGGAGUUGAUCGCGAGGACCAACAACUCGCUUCCUUUCCCAUCAUGAGAAGAUAUGCGAAAGGCUACAAGAAAAUCUUGUUUUACAUUAUGGACAUCACUGUUUAUAACAGCUAUGCUCUACUUGUCAAAGCAACUGGCAAGCGGCUCCACUACACUGAUUGGAAGGUCAAUCUCGCUGAGGCCAUUUUCGAAGAGACCACUCUGCCUGUCUACCAUGAUCGAAGAAACCCGCCUGUAGCGGCCUCACCAAUGUGCCUACAAGCCGCCGAAUGGGCUCUUUUUCCUCGCCACAUCCUGCCAAACAAAGUCAAGCAAAAUCCACCAAGACUUUGCUUAGUUUUUAAGGCACACGGCAAAAAGUCCGAGAGCCGAUGGGAGUGUGAAAAAUGUGAAGUUGCUCUUCACAUGACCGUGUGCUUUAAACUUUUUCACACACGAAAGUCAUACUGAAGCACCUGAUGCAGUCAAGCAUUGUUAAGCAAAUAAAACAAAGUUUGUUAUUCUA
This is a messenger RNA of Rhipicephalus sanguineus (brown dog tick), 1173 nucleotides long. Its product is annotated as piggyBac transposable element-derived protein 4-like. The transcript has a single exon. Bases 126 to 1118 code for a protein of 330 amino acids. NCBI's taxonomy places the organism in Eukaryota, Metazoa, Arthropoda, Arachnida, Ixodida, Ixodidae. The record is from RefSeq and is a predicted model, not a curated record.